UAUUUGCGCUUCCUGAAAAUAGCUCUCAGCGUCAUGCUCAGCGUCAUUAAAGGUGACCUGUGUAUGCACCUUUUUUCAAAAAAAUGUACAGGCAAGAAAUAUAGAUGUCGGAUGUUACGACGAGCAAGAAGCGGGCUUUUGGCAGUUGAGGGCUCGUUCUUGGACGAAAAUAGGCUCUCUUUGUGUUCGACAAAAGGCGGUCAGCGACAGAGCACAAGGUGCAUUUUGAGAGGUGAUAGAAGAGCGUUUUUCAGCGAGUUUGGCAGCAAAGAAAAUGGGCCGCAAAAUGAAGGGUGGGCGGGCGAGGUGAGCGAGGGCUGCCGUAUAGAGGAGAACGAUAAUGCGCAAAAUACGAAUAAUGAAAUUUUUUGCGAAGAAGGUGGCACUGUGUUUGAGAAAGAUGAUUGUGAAGAUGAGCUAAUAUUGGGUGACUUUGUCAAAAAUGUUUAUCUAGGCAAGCCAAUGGGAAUAGCUUGGGAUGCAGCUAUCGAAGACUUAAUAAAUAAAUUAAUGUACCGCGCUAAAGAAAGGAGUGUGUCUAGUUUAGAAAACCUGCUGGAUUCAUACCUCGGUGAGAUUCCGGACUUGGAAACAAAAAAAAUCUUAAGGGGUCGAUUAGUAUGGAAACUCUUAAGGUGUCGUGGCUUGAUCCGCCAACCAGCUGAAGAUGUUCUGUGGGUUACUACACACAUGCUAAUAUACAUGCACAGGCGCUACGAUUCGCCAGGAUAUUGUUGGGGCAUAUACAUAGAGGCUUUGAACAAAUGCAAACUUUUUAUCAAGGCAGAAAGUGUGUAUCAAAUUGCCAAGUCGUUUUCGCUCGAAGAUCCGAGAUUUUCGAGUGACAUGGCUUUUAUUCAAUCUGCGAGGUUAUCUGGUAUUAUUCAGGCGUUUAUGUAUCACGCGGUCCCGAGUGCCAUGGAAGAAAUGAAGAGUGUGUGCGGUACUGAUCUGACUGGAUGGGCCUUCAACCGAAUAUUAAACUGUUCCAGUCUUUUGCAUUUGAGACAGAUUCACUACUUGCCUCAUUGGAUUGGCUCGGAAGAUAAGGAGUACACUCUACCGAUCAAGCUCAGGCACUAUGUCGUACUUAUGGCCAACAUCGGGCAAAUAUCUAACGCCAGAAGUUUAUGGGUCAGCGAAUACAGCAAACGAGUAAAUGACAUGUCUCUGGGCGCGUCACAUGUGGAAAUUCAAUACUUAACUUUAGGCAUACAAGUCCUCGGACGAGCACCUCAACUAUACCCUCCUUAUGAUCAAAUCUUGAGAAUACUGAUCGACAGAAUCAAAUGGCUGCUGAGCCAAAACUCACAGGACUCAGUGCACGUACAUGGGCUCGUGAAUCAUCUGUGUAGAGCAAGGAUGUCCGAUUACAUAGAAGAAUUGGCACAAUGUCUGUUAAAUUAUUCUGAAUCAAAAAAAUUUUUAUCUCCACUUUGCCAUUACUAUGCAUUGGUAGGCAACGAGGAAAAAUAUCUCUAUUGGCUAUCGAUGAGAGGUGACUCGUCUUCCCUACGUUAUGACGCUAUUGAUUUAUACAAUUCCGUCCUAUUAGAUUCUCAUUGCAAGAGCUGUGCAGAACUCUUGAAAAAGAUCGAUCAUCAUCGCCUUUUGUUCCCAAUGCAAUACACUUUCAACAUAAACACAAUUCUGGCCAAGCGCGUCAACGCCAAAAAGGACGGUUUAACGAUUCAAGAGUACAAAAAAAUCAUGUACAAGCUUUCACGGCCUGAGUGUAUUAGAUUGUCGGACAUUUAUCAUCAACAAAAGUAUAUGCUCGAUUUGGUUAUCCCUGGCCUGUACGCGGAGGCCGAAGAAUUUGUCUUUAGUCCGUUCCGUGAACGCGCCAAAAAGAGAGAUGUUCUGUUCGGAUUCUUGUCCUAUUUUUAUGCCGUAAAUGGCAUGCAUCGACAUCUCAUCAAUUUUUUGAAAAGAGCAUUUAAAGUCUUUAGUGUUCGAAACGUCUUCUGUAUCAUAGGCAACGAAAAGUCAGUUCUCAUCUUCGAGGCUCUGAAGCAUGACCCAGACAUGAUUCUGACAAUUUGGCCUUUAUUCACCUGCAAGAGCGCUUGCAGGACUGAACUAUUUUCCUUGUUGCUAGACGUAGCUAUUGCUAAGAACCUACCUUACAUGGUCGAAAAUUUGUGGUACACAGCUGAGCUACCAGGAAGAUGCGAUAAUGUCGCGAAAAUGAUAGAUGACCUAGGAAGAGCAAUUAAAAUUUUGAAGCGCUACAGCAGAUUUGCUCAUUUAGCGGAGAGGAUUGAACACAUACGACGGCUGAUGCAAGAAGAGCGCCGAAAAAGUAUCAACACACCAGUUCAGUGAUACUUAUCAAGAAUGCUCGUAAGCCGUCAACAAAGCAAGAUAAAAAUGAAAAUUGUACAAUUUUGAAUGUAAAGAUAAAGAGUCGAGGACCCUUGUAAAAAAA
This is a messenger RNA of Schistocerca gregaria, 2431 nucleotides long. RefSeq lists its product as uncharacterized. The coding region runs from base 34 to 2328 and encodes 764 amino acids. The transcript has 2 exons. NCBI's taxonomy places the organism in Eukaryota, Metazoa, Arthropoda, Insecta, Orthoptera, Acrididae. The record is from RefSeq and is a predicted model, not a curated record.